GGAAGAACCCUAAUUUCACCAAUCUGACCCUUUCUCCCCUAUAUUCAAUUCUCCUAUCCGAAAUCUCUACUUUUAUCUCUCUCCCUCUCUAAAAAUUGCUUCUUUAUCUUAAGAAACAGAUAAAACUCUUCCUUCUUGUAAAGCAAUUCAUCACCCCUUUAUAGGUUACACGUAUUUGCACCUCACCUGUAUCUUGCCCUCUCUUGGAGAAGUAAUGACCUCGCUUGCUAGAUGAUUGCACGUGCAAAGUGGAGAUAAUGGCAUUGGCGACCCAUCAUUUGCAGGGUUCUUAUAGAACAUGCCCCUUGAGUUCUUCUUCCUGGACCACUGGAAACAAAUUGAGAAGUUCUGUAACAAAGAUUCACACUGUUACCCAGAAAGAUAAUUUCAUCUCACUGAAGUGCAAAUCCUGUUUGAGAAUAGGGGCUCCUUUUGUCCUUAAACCAAAUGGAAAAUCCUUGAAGAUCUCAGCUUUCAAGAGCAACAGCCAAAAUGAGUCUGGAGGCAGAGUUGGUGGGUCAAAAUCUCUGAAGAAUUCAGUAAAACUUUCUUAUGUGCCACAAGAGAGUGAAGAAGCCUCUGUAGAAUCUCCAAGGGCACAGAACGUUCCCAUUUCUUACUCUGCGGAAGCGGACGAGACUACAAGUAAUUUUGCCAUUCAAAAUAUAUUUAGAAGCUGGUUAACAUUGUUGCGUACACCUUCACCAAACCAAGUUACGGAUGAAACUGUGGAAGAGCCAUAUACCACAGAAACGCCAGAAAGACAAAAACUGGUACUAGAGAAAGAAAGAGGUCAAGUUCGAAAGGCGGUCUGGCGCUACUUUCUGAGUUUGGAUGCAACAAUUAAGAUACCUGUAUUAAUAUUUGUCCCCCUGUAUCUUGCUGUUACUCUAAUAUAUGGAGUUGAAGUAUCUAAAGAGUUGACCCCUCUCUGGACUCUUGGUCCUUUGAUUGUUGCUUUGUAUGUUAAGAUGCUCCGGGGAAUAUGCGCACUCUAUGUAUUCAGCUUUAAGCAGACGGUUAAAGUGGUCAGGAACUUGCCUACGUAUUCCCUAUUAACUUAUGAUUACGUUGCUCGUGGGAAGCUCAAAGAAGAGAUUAGAGCACGCUUACUGCAACCGUUGGUAGAUAUAAAGAAUUUGGACUACAAAGAAGUAGCAAAAAGAAAGGCGAAGGAUUUGGAGGUGUACUUGGUGGAGAAGUACCUGGACUAUGUUGAAUCUAUAUGGCCCUAUUACUGCAGAACUAUCAGGUUUCUGAAGAGGGCAAAUCUAAUCUAGGUCUAAGACUAUUAUAUUUUUCGCAAUAUUCUGUCAACGGAAAUGGACACUCAAAUGCGGAAUAUUUUUUGUUGUCUUUUACUUUACCUCUUUUUGUAUAAUUUUUUUGUAAGCAUUGCCAUAGGAAUUGUCUGUUGAAAACCCCAGUUUGGGCUGGGGUUAUCCCUGAGAGCAGAAAGACAGGUUUCUGUUGUAGCUUAGUGGACAUGUGAAAGUGGGCUGCAUGCGUUUUUUUGUUGUGGGACAAAUCUUGCUUCAAUAACUCGUUAUGCUUCAUGAUUUGCUUCAAUAA
Molecule: messenger RNA, 1572 nt
Organism: Nicotiana attenuata
Lineage: Eukaryota; Viridiplantae; Streptophyta; Magnoliopsida; Solanales; Solanaceae
Exons: 5
Coding region: 258-1280 (340 amino acids)
Source: RefSeq, a predicted model, not a curated record